Messenger RNA from Pomacea canaliculata, 1043 nucleotides. Its product is annotated as 15-hydroxyprostaglandin dehydrogenase [NAD(+)]-like. Lineage: Eukaryota; Metazoa; Mollusca; Gastropoda; Architaenioglossa; Ampullariidae. The transcript has 7 exons. Gene Ontology annotation, cellular component: cytoplasm. The record is from RefSeq and is a predicted model, not a curated record. Bases 398 to 757 code for a protein of 119 amino acids. Gene Ontology annotation, molecular function: oxidoreductase activity, acting on the CH-OH group of donors, NAD or NADP as acceptor.
GAUAAAGUAGAAGGUUACAGUCUGGCGACACGAGGUUGCAUCCAACAGGUGUCUUGUCCACAGUCUUGGCUCUACCUUUGUAAACUACGUUCAUGGACCCUCGAGGUAAGGGCGCGUUUCUGACAGGCGGGGCACAAGGCUUGGGCCGAGGUAUCGUGGAGGAGCUUUUGUCUUUUGGAGCAAAGGUGUUGUUCUGCGAUGUCGAUAUGGAGAGAGGGAGGGCGACUGAGUCUGAACUACAAACACAAUAUGGCGCUGAUGUCGUCUUCUUUCAUCCGGCCGACGUCUCGGAUGACGAGCAGCACAAAGCGGCGUUUAGGGCGGCGGUGUCACAGUUUGGAGCCGUGGACAUCUGUAUCAACAAUGCUGGGAUUAUGGACAAAACAACUGGGAGAAAAUGCUAGCUGUCAACACGGGAGCAUAUAUCCGGGGCAGUCUGCUAGCUCUGGAGCACAUGCGCCGUGACCGCGGAGGUCGUGGUGGCGUCAUCAUUAACGUGGCAUCUCUUGCAGGACUCUAUGUAAGUUCGUUUAAUCCGGGUUAUUGUGCGUCCAAGCAUGCCGUGGUCGGCUUCACCACCAGCUGGGCUAUGAGUCCUGACCAGAAAGACCAUGGUGUUCGCUGGUGCUGUCUGUGUCCUGACGCCAUCCAAACGUCAAUGAUUGCUGCAAGAGAUUACAAUCACCCAGAAUUGGCCGACAGUAUUUCAAAGAGCACGGAGUUAUGCCAGUUUCCCAGGUGGCACAGGCCGUCAUAAAACUGAUACAAGAUCCAGACAACAACGGCGCCAUCUUGGAGGUGUCCCUUGCUAAGGGGGCUCGUUACCGACGACGACAGAUUGUGGACCGUGAUGGUGUUUCUGACCUCGUGGUGGUGGACACGUACUGAGGACUGAGGGGCUCGUAAAACCUACUCAAAACUCUAGUUAAGUACUAUUCCAGACAGCACGAACGAGCAUAAUACUCUGCAUGUAAUAUUCAGAUCGAGAAGAAGUAUUAUAGUGUGUUAUUUGGUGGAUUGUAUAAAACUGUACCACAAAUGUG